UUUGAUUUACCCUACCCAUAUUUAAACCCGCCCAAUAUUGGAUUGUUAAACCCUUCUUCCUACCUUCAUUCGCUGCUUCCUUCGCUUUCUCUGUUUCUUUCAUCUUGACGGCGUCUCUUUUCCUCAAUCACUCAUAAUGGCGUACGCUGCUGUGAAACCCACCAAGCCUGGUUUGGAGGAUUCUCAAGAGCAGAUCCACAAGAUUAGGAUCACUCUUUCCUCUAAACACGUCCAAAAUCUUGAAAAGGUUUGUGCUGACUUGGUUCGUGGUGCGAAGGAUAAGCGUCUUAGGGUUAAGGGACCUGUUAGGAUGCCCACUAAAGUUCUAAACAUCACUACUAGAAAGUCCCCUUGCGGUGAAGGUACUAACACCUGGGAUCGAUUUGAACUCCGUGUGCACAAGAGAGUCAUUGACCUCUACAGUUCCCCUGAUGUUGUUAAACAGAUUACCUCUAUCACCAUUGAACCUGGUGUUGAGGUUGAGGUGACCAUUGCAGAUGCUUGAUCUUAAUCACAAUUUUAACUUUAUGUCUACCAUUUCUUUUUUGCCCCUUGUAUUUUCACAGUUUUGGUAUUAGAACAAAUCUUGUGUACUUUAUUUUUAUGGUUGGAUAUUGAUGAGUAGUGAGUUAUCUUGAAAAAUGUCAUGCUUAAGAUGUUAUGAGAUUUUUACAUAUUCGGAUAUUUUGAUGUUAUAUAUCACAUUAUAAAUAGGAUUAAUAGUGUUUUGGUGUCUA
Messenger RNA from Cicer arietinum (chickpea), 737 nucleotides. Its product is annotated as small ribosomal subunit protein uS10y-like. Gene Ontology annotation, molecular function: RNA binding; structural constituent of ribosome. Gene Ontology annotation, biological process: translation. Gene Ontology annotation, cellular component: ribosome; small ribosomal subunit. NCBI's taxonomy places the organism in Eukaryota, Viridiplantae, Streptophyta, Magnoliopsida, Fabales, Fabaceae. The record is from RefSeq and is a predicted model, not a curated record.